AAAUGCCUUGUGAAUUAUAAGACCGGGCUUGAGACAAAAAGAGCCUAAAAAAUAAAAGAGAUGAAAAAUGAAAGAACUUGGGGAGUGUAUGGUUUGACUACACUUCGCAAGAAGAAAACUGUGCUCGCGCGAAGCUUUAAUAUUCAUGGCGAGAAAUGAAAAAAAAGAAAAGGAAAAAGAAAAUUAACAUAAUUUCUUCUAUAAAAUGACUUAAAAUGUUUAAGGGGAAGGCUAAACAAGUGUUCAUCAAGGAAAAGUGUUUUUUUUUCUGAAAAAAGUGUACCGUCUGCAAAACAUGGAGGGUAAUGGCAAUGAACAACGAAAAUGUCAAAGAAGUUUUGCUCAUCGUGGGAGGAAGAAUGAUUGCUGGGAUGUAGUGGUCAAGAUGUUAAUUAUGAUACUGGGUGAUGACAGUAUUUCAAAUAUACGGUGGUGGGACGAGAAAAAAGUGAAAAUACAAGAGGCCUUUACGCAGCUGGAAGAUAUGAUAAGCAAAAAUGCCUUGCAAGAGAGUUGCUGGACUGAAGUGGUAAAGCUGUUACGUAUAAUAUUGGGUGAUGAGAGUAUUUCAACUGCGACCUCAUGGGAGUUAAAAGUAAUGAAAGUAGUAGAGGCUAUUGAGCAACUUAAAGACCCGCAAUUUGGAUUGGAAAUGUUGAAAGAGAUGAUGAAGGAGAGUAUUAGUCAAAAUAGGAAAGUGAAAGAGGCAUUCCAAUUGAUUGAAUCGGUAUUGAACCGGUCAGAAAAUUCAGUUCCAAACCAAGACUAUACAGAUGAGAUUAAUGGCUUAGAUCAAACAGUAUACAUGACAAAGGAGGAGCUACAAUCCCUUAAAGAGGAACUUGGACAGGCAAAUGCUAUUUGUGACCAAAAGGCGAAAUCAAUGACGGAGGCAAAGACUUUUGGCAAGGUCUCGGGUAUGCUAAGUAAAGCAUCCAAGUCUUGUUGUGCAAAGAUGUAUGACAUUGUGGACCCUGCAAAUUCUAUUCAAGGACAUUUCGUGCAAAUAGAAGAUGAACAAUACACACUCCACUUUCAUGGCUCAGAGAUGAUUGAUGCAGACAAACCAGCUGAGGAAGUGAAUUUUACCCUAACAUAUGUGGGAGAAAGUCUAGAGAAAUUAACAUUGGAAAUGCAAAAAAGCGACCAAAGGAUGAUUCCUCCAGCUCAUUUGAAUCCUGAAUCAUCUAACCCUAUGGGUGUUUUGGGGGACUCAUUGGACACUGAAGAUUUUCUGAUUGUUCCACCCUCGGAAAGUUGGUUGGAUUAUUUGAUCUCAACUGCUGUCGUCAAAGGAUACGAGGUGUAUCAACGCAAUGCUGAUGUGCUCAAUAAAAUAUUUCAAAACCAUGCUCACUUUGCCGACCAAUUUCAAUUGAAAGAUCGAGGGUUUCAGAGCAACAUUAUGAAUGCUCUCGCUGAAAUUUGCUUGAAAUUAGAAAGCAAUCUUGACAAGCUUGAGCUAACUGAGAUUGAUGAUAUUUUGGUAAAGGUGAAAGACAUGGAGGUCACUGGUUUGGAACUUUCAUGGCUACGUGAAACAUUGGAGAAUCAAGCAGAGAUAAAGAGAUUGGAAGAAGUUGUCCGAGAUUACAAUCUGAAGUUGGCCAAAUUAAAGAAGAAACAACGGCUAGAGUAAUUGCUGCUUAUCGUUAUUUCGUUCAAGUAAUAGCAGUCAAGAAUCUUUUAUUGGUUAACUGGAAUGUUGAUGAACUGCUAGUAAUGUAUGCUUUUGUGUGAGCGCUUGUGUUUGAAUCAGGAGAAUGUUAAGAACUCAUGUAGUUUGAUGCUUUUGGUAUUUAAAAGUUGUUUUGUGUGUGA
Gossypium arboreum is the source of this 1821-nucleotide messenger RNA. RefSeq lists its product as uncharacterized. The coding region runs from base 296 to 1639 and encodes 447 amino acids. The transcript is spliced from 11 exons. Lineage: Eukaryota; Viridiplantae; Streptophyta; Magnoliopsida; Malvales; Malvaceae. The record is from RefSeq and is a predicted model, not a curated record.